GAGAUUUAAAACAGAUUAUCCAAUACCUUAUCUUCACUAAUUGGUCCAGCAGGACUGAUACUUUGGAUGAUCAUCAUUUAGCUUGUUUUUUCCCUAGCAAAAUUUUCUAGGAUCACCGGUUUAUUGCAUGUUACUUUGCUAUUAAUUUCAGGUCUAGGUACCCCUAAUUCUGUUGAAUCCCCUAUAUAAAGCUCCAGUUUUAUAGGAGCUCUUUUACACCAGCUAUCAAAUUCCAUUCCAUCCUUACAGGCAUGGAUGUGCUCAUUCUCUGUUGAAAUUUUUUAGGAUCAACAUAAUUUAGAGGACAUUCAAAAUAAUCUAAGUCUGUGUGUUCAUAUAAGCUAUAAACUGCCAUGGAGACAGUAAUGUGUUAUGUGGGAGCAUGUGUAUGUUUGCAUUCUUGGAUGCACCUAGAUCAAGUGAAUCUAGUGUGAGUUCUUAUGCAUUAUCCUAUUAGUCAAUAAAAUAUCUGAUUCACAUACAUUAUUUAUGCAAUUAUUAGUGAUGAAUAUGUUUCUCUCAGUGUUGGGUUGCAGCUUCUUUGUUGAAACACAGUAUUGAUCACAAGGAAUCGAUUACACUUGCAAAACUGCACUUAAAUUAUGACUGCAAGGAAGAAGAGGUGGAUUAUAUCUACUCUGAAUUGCAGAAGGUAAAGAAAAAGUUUGCACGCCAUUUGGAAAAAAGGAGAGCCAAGGGAUCACAUGGUGCAAAAGCUUCAAAAUCGACUAUAUCCAACUAUCAAGAUGUGGUAGAAGGUGAGAUGGAAAGGGGCUUUCAGAGUCAUCAUUUUUUAGAUCUAUCUGAACCUGCCACAGUGGAACAGGCACCUGACUGUAGAAUGGUGCAGACGAAUCAUAUCUCUACUAGCAUAACAAGAGUUCCGGAUAUUUGUGAUAGAAGAACGGAAAAAUCUAUUCAACACCCACAAACGGACAUUCAGGAAUUUCAUGAAAGGAUGAUGGAGGAAAGGGAAAAGUUGGAGGAAGAGCACAGGUUAGAGUCCACCCUUACUUGUACAAAGGAUCAGGACAUUCCAGUAAGAUUAGAUAAGCUUGGGAUAGUAGAUCACAACUUCAAGGAAAAUUUGGAUGAAAACAAUCAUAAAACAGAACCUGUUGCUUCACAGCAGGAUUCAAGGAUUGAACAUGAACAAAUGAAUGCUAACGUAGUAGCCUCGUUAGAAAAAUCAAAACCAGGGGGUCCAACAGCAAUAUCAGGUAAUCUCCCAUUGGGCAACUUAGAGGUCAAUGAGGGCAAACUGCAACAAAGUGAUACAGCUGAAAUUAACGAUGGUUCCCAGAAUGCUGGUCCUAAUGCUAUGCCUUAUUUCCAAAACCAGAAUCAUGCUGGAACCAUACCAAGUCUGCCAUCUGAAGUUUCUCAAAUUUCUUAUCUUGAAAAGAUAUCCUGUAAUUUGCCCAGAGAAAUGGAAACUAUUUCCAUAGAGUCUGAUCCAGAGAGUGAUAAAACGGAAAUAAUGGCCUCAACAAGAGAUGGAAGUAUGUGUGCUGAGCAGCAUGAUAAAGCAGGUUCCAGUAAUGAUCCCACAAAUGGUGCCCCUGUGUCGUGUCCUUCAGAUUGGGAGAGUCCUAUUAGAAAUGCGCAGAUUGGACAAUGUGUGGAAGGACCUUCUGGAGUUCCUCAUACUCUGAGUGAAGUGGUCAUAGAUGAUGAACCCAUGGAAAUGUUACCUCAUGUUGUGCAUCCCACUGAAGAGUUUAUUGCAAAAGAUGCUGUGACUCUGGAAAGCACAACUGUUACUGAGGUCAGGCAGCAGAAUGGAGCAGUCACUGCCAAUUGUGGACAGUCAGCUGCUCUGGCAUUUAAUGGGACUUACUCAUCCUUGGUGCAGCCAGACAUUUGCCUGGCCCAAGGAAAUUCACUGGCAUCACAGCAGCUGCCUAUAUCUAUUUAUCCUUCCUCCACCGAACACAAUCUAGCCAGCAUACCUGCAUCCAGUGGGAUACAACAUCACCAGAGCAGUGGAAGCCAUUCCUACAGUCAAGAGGCUCUAACUCCAAGAUCACCACCUUUAGAGAAUCUGCUGGAAUUUUCUGACGUUAUGCAUCCUGUUAUGGAUUUGCCCCUGGAACCAUUCAUAGUUAUGCCUGAAAGUGGAAGUGAACAUCUUCCAUAUAGUAGCGUAUCGGGACCAGUGAAUUAUCAUACACAAUUUGUUCCUGUGAUACCUGAGAGGCCUGUUUGCUUAAACCCACUUCAAAUUGAAAUGGAAAGAAUACAGAGGGAUAAGGAGCAAGCCUUCAAGAUACACAACCAUAGGGUAUUGCAGCUGAAAUCUGAAUGUGACAGAGAGAUUGAAGAGAUACAUAAGAAGUAUGAUUUGUUACGUCAGGAUGCUGAGACAAAAUUGAUGCAAGUGCAGAGGGAUCUUGAGACAUUUCAUGGCAAGGUUUAUCUAAAUAAGUUAUUGGCAGAUGCUUUAACACUAAAGCAACAAAUUCCUACGUCAACUGGGUCACUACAUAAAGAUCAAGCUGCAUUAUCCAGUCUCAUGAAUCAGUGGAGUCAGCAACCUGCUCAGAUGACUGCUCCAAUACUCCAACAAUGUUGGGCCAGCCCCCCAAUGAAUAUCCCACCUGUAAUUACCACUCCCAUUAAUCCACUUUUUAACGCAAUGACCCAAUUCGCUGUGCAAAAUGGCUGUGAAUUACGUGCCCCUGCCCCACACAUUCAAGCCUUAGUUCCCCCAUCCAUGCCAACAGCCCAUUUCUCAACCCAAUACAGUGGGAUGCCCUAUCUGUGAUUACCCAGUAAUCAUCUUGCAACAUCAUUUAGGCUGACACUGCAACACCGAAGCAUACCAGAAUUGUAGAAAUUUCCAAGUUUUGCACUGAUACAUAGUUUACCCAUGGCUUCUUAAUCAGCUCUGGCUCUGGUAGGGUUUUUGACUGCUUGCUUUGGUGCAGAUAGGCCUAAUUCUUGUAGGAUAUGAAUUCAAUGUUUUGGAUGUACAUCACUGUUAGUAGCAAUGACAGCAUUGAAUAUAGUGAUUCACUAAUCAUUUAUAGUAUACAGUUUACGUUUUUACCUGGCAAA
Quercus lobata is the source of this 3060-nucleotide messenger RNA. RefSeq lists its product as uncharacterized. Lineage: Eukaryota; Viridiplantae; Streptophyta; Magnoliopsida; Fagales; Fagaceae. Bases 764 to 2767 code for a protein of 667 amino acids. The transcript is spliced from 4 exons. Gene Ontology annotation, biological process: heterochromatin formation. The record is from RefSeq and is a predicted model, not a curated record.